This is a messenger RNA of Brassica napus (rape), 875 nucleotides long. RefSeq lists its product as uncharacterized. The transcript has 4 exons. The record is from RefSeq and is a predicted model, not a curated record. Bases 59 to 742 code for a protein of 227 amino acids. Gene Ontology annotation, molecular function: cysteine-type peptidase activity. NCBI's taxonomy places the organism in Eukaryota, Viridiplantae, Streptophyta, Magnoliopsida, Brassicales, Brassicaceae. Gene Ontology annotation, biological process: proteolysis.
GCAUGAAACGUCCCUAUCAAUCAAUGAUAAUAAGAUAAGGAAAUCUUUCUUUCAAAGCAUGGAAAAUGCAAAAAAGGACCUUAAGAAAGAGCACAUUGAUGGAGCCUUUGCAAUGCUAAAUUGCAGAAGAAAUGAGAAUGCUGCUUGGUUCCACAACUACAAGAUUCCAAAGGCGUGCUUCCUACCUAUGGAGUUCUUGCAUUGCUUGCUCUCUCAUGAUUUGGCUUACAAGAAAGAAAAGGUCAAAGGUAAAAAGAUUUUCAACGAUUUAUUUAAAGAUAUUGUAAGAGGGAAGGUAUAUCCAGAGAAGACAUGGGGAGAAGAUGUUGAUGUUGUGUAUGGGAUUACUCUUGGAAAAAAAAGCAAUGUCUGGAUUGGGAUGGAAAUUCAUUUGAAGAAGAAAAGAAUCACAGUAUAUGAUUGUUUUCAAAAGGAAAGCAACAACAUUGAUAUUCCUCAAGUGAAAAAGUUGGCAGUGUUGAUUUCUGAUCUGCUGGUGGAAUCUUCUGGUGAUGAGGUAGAUAAAGUGAAGAUGAUUCCAUUUGAGGUUGAGCAGGCACAAGGUUUACCCAAGACAAAACAUCCUUUCAACUGUGGGAUAUUUCUUGUCAAGAUUCUGGAGUGCCAGUCAUUGAAGAUAGGAGACAUGACAAAGAUUAAUGAUGACAAUGCAUUGGAGCUAAGGAGAACCUUGUCUUGUGAGAUCUUCAACCAAUUUGUGGAUGAGAGCUUUGGGAAAUGAGAAUGAUGCAUCAAAACAUUUUUUGUUUUAGUUAAGACUCGGUUUUAGUUAUGACUGUUUAUUUUGUUAUGUUGUUGGCGUCUGGUUACAUAAGAAAGAUUGGAAGGAUAUCAAGUAUUUUUUUUGGGUAUCA